This is a messenger RNA of Trichoderma virens Gv29-8, 1020 nucleotides long. RefSeq lists its product as uncharacterized. Gene Ontology annotation, molecular function: oxidoreductase activity, acting on NAD(P)H. The record is from RefSeq and is a predicted model, not a curated record. The transcript is spliced from 3 exons. NCBI's taxonomy places the organism in Eukaryota, Fungi, Ascomycota, Sordariomycetes, Hypocreales, Hypocreaceae. The coding region runs from base 1 to 1020 and encodes 339 amino acids.
AUGAAAUCCGUCAUCGUCAAAGCGCAUCCUCUACGAUGCGAGAUCAUAGACACUCCCAUCCCACAACCCGGGCCGGACGAGGUCCUGAUAAAAGUCAUCUUCUGCGCCAGCAACCCACGCGACUGGAAAGCCCCCGAUCAUCUUAUUCCUGGCAUUGAAAUAAACCAGGGUAAUGAAAUGUCUGGGAUUGUCGAGGCAGUGGGGAACAAUGUGUAUGAGUUCCAGAAAGGCGACAGGGUUGCGGCAGCGCAUCCUAUGCAGACGGAGAAUGGCACUUAUGCCGAGUACGCAACUGCUCCUGUGAAUACGUGCUUUCUGCUGCCGCCUAAUAUCUCAUUUGAAGAAGCCAGUACCAUACCGUUUGCCUUGUGCACAGCAGCAAUAGGCCUAUACCAACGUCUCAAAAUUCCGUUUCCUACAUCCCCAGAGAGCACCCAGGUUCAACCUCCAUUGAUCAUCUACGGAGGAGGCUCUUCCAUUGGAGCAUUUACGCUAAAAUUGGCAAAGUUUGGACGCUUUGAAAAAGUCAUUGUUGUAUGUGGAUCUGGAAGACCAUACAUCGAGUCGCUUGGCGUAGCUACGGAUUUUGUGGAUUACCGAAACUGCAAUGUCGUUAGUGAUCUAAAAGCUGCUCUUGGAGGAAAGAAGUGUUUUCACGCUGUUGAUGCUAUCAACGAUAGUAACAGUUUUCGACAUUUAUCACAAGUGUUGGCGCCAGAAGGAUCUUGCAUAUCGGUAUAUCUGCCUCGUUUAGAUUACAGCGAUAUUCCUCCCUGGAUUUCUGUUGGCAUUACUUUCUUCGGCACGGUACACAACGAAAAUAUGGAUUUUGCGUAUGCCUUGUUUCGGCUCGUCGGUCGAUGGAUUGCUGAGGGUAAGAUGAGCGGGCACCCAUACGAAGUUCUGCCGCACGGGUUGGAGUCUGUUGAAAGGGGCUUAUGGAUGUUGAAAGAUGGAAGUGUAAGUGCUAAGAAGCUUAUAUAUAAGGUUUCUGAUACGCCUGGGAUAAGUCCUGUGUAA